AUGGCCAGUGAAACCAACAUCCCCUCCACUGCGGACUAUGUCAUAAUAGGAGGUGGCACUGCAGGCUUGAUACUUGCAGCGAGACUGUCAGAAAAUUCUACCAAAUCCAUUGUGGUGCUAGAGGCUGGAAGCAACCAUCUGGAUGAUCCACGGGUUAACAUCCCGGCCCUUUGGACCACCUUGAUGGGAUCUGAGGCGGAUUGGCAGCUGCAGACUGUCCCUCAGGCUGGUCUAGGGGACCGAGUAAUCAAGGAGCCCCAGGGGAAGCUCUUGGGUGGCUCCUCGGGAAUUAAUGGCCAGGCGUUUAUCGCGCCCUCCAAAGCGGGAAUCGAUGCCUGGUCGAAGCUAGGAGCGAAAAACUGGUUAUGGGAGAAUCUUCAUCCAUACUACAAGAAGUCUUACACAAUCCAAGUCCCCGACGAUGCAACUAGCGAGCACAUUGGCAUCAGUUGGUUAGAUCGAUCCUUCAACGGGACAUCUGGCCCUCUCAAGGUCUCUUUUCCUGCCGUCAUUCAGGACCCAUUGUGCAAGGCUUGGGUGGACACCUUCAAGGCGACAGGCCAUAGCAUUACAACCGAUCCUUUCUCGGGCAGGUCCACUGGUGGCUAUAGCAACCUUGCUGCCGUGGAUAGUGAGACAAAAACACGGAGCUACGCCGCAAGUGCGUAUGGUCGCCCGACUAUGGAGCGGGCUAAUGUGCGUAUCGUAACCGAAGCAUUGGUCCAGAGGAUUAUAUUCGAGGGAUUGAACGAGCCAGAUGUGACGGCGACUGGAGUCAAAGUUGCUGUGCAAGGUCAGACUCGUAUUAUCAACGCAAACGCGGAGGUGAUUGUGUGUGCGGGAGCUCUAAGCACCCCAAAACUGCUCGAACUCUCUGGAAUUGGGAAUGAGGAGAUUCUCCGCCAACACAAUAUCCCUAUAAUUGUGAAUAACCCUAACGUGGGAGAAAACCUGCAGGACCAUUUGAUGAGCGGAAUUAGCUUUGAGGUGGUCGAUGGCGUUGUGACCGGAGACGCACUCCUGCGUCAAGAGCAGGAUGCCGUGCAGGAGGCUAUGAAGCUCUAUAUGGAGCAUAAAGCAGGACCAAUGACCAUUGGAGGCGUGCAAUCCAGCUCCUUCAUGCCUCUUGUUGACUUUCAGGGCCCAACCAGCACGACCUUAAUGAAUGAUUAUCUGGAUGGCUUUCUGUCAGAUUGCAGCUACCGUGACCAGGCCAUCUGCGAAAUUCUCGAACAGCCGGGAGCUCCUACCUGCUCCAUGUUCAUGUUACUAGCGCAGGUCAAUUUGCACGAAGCUAGUGGAAAAGGUUUUGUCGGACAGGAUCUGCAACCUGGAAGCUAUCUCAGCAUGGGAGUUAUCCAGAGCAUGCCCUUCUCGCGGGGUCGCGUUCACAUUGCAUCUUCAGAUCCAAACGACAAGCCGAUCGUGAACCCACGAUACUUCUCGCACCCGGCAGACCUCGAAAUUAUGGCGCGAAAUCUGCAGGAUGUAGAGAAACUGCAUAAAGUGGAACCCCUAGCCAAGUUCCUGAAACCUGAUGGGAGACGCAACCAUCGCGAUGCAUUCCUCACCGACCUUGACUCGGCCAAGAAGUAUCUGCGGGACACGGCAACAACAACGUAUCAUUCCAGUGGCACUGCAGCGAUGCUUCCUCGCGAGAAGGGAGGGGUGGUCGAUGACCAGUUGCGGGUCUACGGCACGAGUAAUUUGCGCGUCUGCGAUGCAAGCAUCUUUCCGUUGAUUCCGGCAGCCAAUAUUAUGUCGACUGUCUACGCCGUUGCUGAAAGGGCGGCAGAUAUUAUCAAGAUGGAGACCUAA
Messenger RNA from Aspergillus melleus, 1818 nucleotides. RefSeq names its product GMC family oxidoreductase. Bases 1 to 1818 code for a protein of 605 amino acids. The transcript is spliced from 2 exons. The record is from RefSeq and is a predicted model, not a curated record. Gene Ontology annotation, molecular function: flavin adenine dinucleotide binding; oxidoreductase activity, acting on CH-OH group of donors. Lineage: Eukaryota; Fungi; Ascomycota; Eurotiomycetes; Eurotiales; Aspergillaceae.